AUGAAAAGCUACAGGGGUUUAUCUAAUCCUCAACUCUUUAUCAUUAACUGUUCCAGAAACAUGUCCGACAAUGAGAGAGAUGAUCCUUUUCAGGUAAAGCAGCUAGCAGUACAGUUUGAUUAUGUGCUGUACAAAAUAAAGGAUAAAGUUGAGCAAAUGGCAGAAACUACCCAAGCCUCUAUUUUGAAGGAUAAGGAACAACAGGAUCUGGAAAUAAGUAGGGUCAAGCAAUCGAUCAGCAGAGAUGAGCUACUUUUGAAACAAUGUGACGAGCUAGAAUCUGAAUUUGAAAAACUAGACCAGUUAUCGGUGAUUACAGGGGAGUUCAGGCAUAGAAUCAAGGAAGUUGAGAAGAAACUAAGGAGCAAAAAAAGGUGA
Molecule: messenger RNA, 378 nt
Organism: Komagataella phaffii GS115
Lineage: Eukaryota; Fungi; Ascomycota; Pichiomycetes; Pichiales; Pichiaceae
Exons: 1
Coding region: 1-378 (125 amino acids)
Biological process (GO): endosome organization
Cellular component (GO): BLOC-1 complex
Source: RefSeq, a predicted model, not a curated record